Hymenoscyphus albidus is the source of this 1227-nucleotide messenger RNA. NCBI's taxonomy places the organism in Eukaryota, Fungi, Ascomycota, Leotiomycetes, Helotiales, Helotiaceae. The record is from the annotation of a GenBank genome assembly.
AUGAACACAGAUACAUCGCUUAUCAGCAACCGAGAAGCACCGCUGCUUCACUACAAACCCCUGAACGCUGAGACUCGAGAAAUCAGCCUCGUGACGAUCCAACCAGGUGACUUUGAUGAUGAGAUUCAUUGCACCCUCUCUUUGGCUUGAUUGAAUGAUACCCUCGACUAUGAAGCCCUGUCGUAUGUGUGGGGAGAAACCGGCAAUCCCGACUUGAUGCGUGAAGUUCUCAUCGAUGGGGUACUGAGUUCGGUCACGAUAAAUCUUGAAGUUGCUCUUCGAUAUUUACGAUACAAACCCGAGCCGAGGGUGAUGUGGAUUGAUGCAAUUUGUAUUAACCAGAAGGAUCUUGAUGAGCGAGGUUCGCAGGUGAUGCAUGUGGGAAGUGUUUAUUCGAUGGCUUCUCGGGUUGUCGCUUGGCUAGGCGAGGAAUACGAAGAUAGUAACCUGGCUUUUGAUGCAUUCGGAGCUUUGCCUACAACGGAAGCCCAACACUGGGAUUCUGAAAAGAAUCCUUCUUUCGAUCAGUGUUAUCUAGGUUCAAAAUAUCUCCUUGCGAUGCGCAAGGUAUUGCGUCGACCAUGGUGGCAGCGUGUGUGGAUUAUCCAAGAGAGUAUUCUUGCAUCAAAUUUAUUGUUCACCUGUGGAAACCGAAGUAUAUCAGCGGACAAGAUUUCUGCUAUGCAUUCAAGCUGCAAGUUUCAUGUCCACAAUUGCUGUCGCAAGGUCCUGUGGUCUCGGAGACCUCACUCAACCUCAGAAACCGUUAUGUUGUGGUACUGGCGAAAUAUGAACUUGCGAGCCCGAAGCGACCGACCAUCCCUCUCCCGACUUCUAAGUGGUUUCAGAAACUACCAAUGCUAUGAUCCUCGCGAUAAAAGUUAUGGCUUACUGGGACUUUGUAAUGGAGCAGAACGGAGAACGAUUCUACCAAACUAUUCCAUAGACACCUCGACAGUCUAUCACCAAGUCGUAUUGAACACAAUUGCUUUUCAAGAAUCAUUGGAAAUAUUCAGUCAUAUCGGUUUUAAUCGUUUGUCAGACAGGUCCUCGGAAAGUCUACCCUCUUGGAUCCCAGCAUGGAGUUUGGAAAUAGAAAGACAUACGAUGCAAGCUUUGCUGUACCGACAAGAGGAUGUCUGCCUGUACAAUGCCUUGGGUGAUAGUACCACCAGUGCUAUAUGUGUGGAACCUGGGGUCCUCAAUUUGAAAGGGAUCUUGUUUUGA